UGCAGAUAAACCCUUCCCUCUCUUUUUCCCCUCCACCCUUUUCAUCCCACCCAUGGAAUUUGAAUCCAAACUCGAACAAACACUCACCGGAAUCUUGAAAUCCGCCGACUUAGAAACAGCCACAGAGCUUUCAGUCCGAAAAGAAGCCGAGAACCUCCUCGGAAUCGAGCUUUCCGAUCUCGAUAGCAAGCGGCUCGUUCGACAAACCGUGGAGUCGUUUUUACUGUCAAAUUUUCCGGCAGAUGAAGUUAUAGAGGAAAGAGACGAUGUGGGAGAACUGCAGAAGGAUAAGUCUCCGGUUUUUAACGGCACGAAUGGCUCCGAAGAUGCCGGUGGACGUAUUAUUUGUAGACUACCAGGUAUGAGGAGAGUGUCAGUUAAGAAAUUCAAAGGAACAAAAUUGGUUUCAAUUAGAGAGUACUAUCAAAAACAGGGAACGGUAUUUCCUUCUGGUAGAGGAGUUACAUUAAACCCUAAAGAAUGGGCAGCAUUUCGUUCAAGUUUCUCUGAUAUAGAAGAAGCCAUCACAAAGAUGGAGUUAAGGAUGAGAGGGGGAGAGUCUAUUGAAAGGAAUCAAACUGAAGCAGAAGCUUCAAAUCCUCCUAGUAUCUUAGCUUCUGAAGAAGACAGAGGUCACGCAUAUGUUUUUCCACCUCAACCACUUGUUCCAAUCUCAACCACUCGUUUUACUGGGAAGAAUUACUACUGCUGGAAACGCCAGAUGGAAUUCUUUCUAAGUCAAUUGCAAGUCUUUUACGUUCUUAAUUAUUCGUGCCCAAAUAUUCCUGCUUCACCAGAAGCAUCUUUCCAAGAGAUUAGUCAAGCCAAAUCCCAAGCACAGAAAUGGAUCAAUGAUGAGUAUAUCUGUCGUCACAGUAUCUUGAACUCCCUAUCCGACCAACUAUUUGAUCUAUACUCCAUCAAGACUCUGAAUGCCAGAGAAUUGUGGGACGAGCUUACGUCAUCGUAUGCUGAUGAUUUUGGAACGAGAAUAUCUCAUGUCAAUAACUACAUUCAGUUUCAAAUGGUUGAUGGGGUUUCGGUUCUUGAACAAGUUCAAGAGCUUCACAGGAUUGCAGGUACCAUUACUACCUCUGGGAUACACAUUGAUGAGAAUUUUCAUGUCAGUGCCAUUAUUUCAAAACUUCCUCCUUCUUGGAAGCAAGUUCGGGUCAAAUUGAUGCAAGAAGAGCAUCUACCGCUUGAUAAGUUAAUAUACUUGUUAAAGGAUGAAGAAGAUUGUAGAAAUCAACAGAAAAGAACAUUCAAGAAGAAAGAUAUGAGGGGCGUUUGCUUUGGAUGUCACCAAGAGGGACACAUACGUCGGGAUUGUCCUUUGACCAGAUCCCAUCCAAGAGAUCAAAGAGAGGGCUGAUCUCAAUAUAAGUCGACAUUGUCGGUUUUCAGCAAAGUGAACAGAGUGUCUGAUCGAACUUGCAACCUCCAAGUCAUGAUGACCAGACCUCGAGGGCAGGCUAGAUAUUUUUGUUGGAUCAAGUGAUAGACAGGCCUGACUUUCAAGUAUCUUAAAUUCUUCUCGUUUUGGAGUUUAGGACCAUGAUUGUUAUAUGAUGAAAGCUCAAUGACUGCUUAAAGCGGGGACUCGGUCUUCCCCGGGGAUGAAGUGGUAAGUUAGUCUCUAAACUUAAAUAUUUAUACUCGUAAAAUGUUUUAAUUUACUUUGAUAUAGUGUUGCACAUGGUGUUAUAUUCGCACAUAUUAUUAUCGUGUAUAUUGACUAUAAUGGAGAUCAAAUGACAUUACAACACGUACAAAAUA
This is a messenger RNA of Erigeron canadensis, 1779 nucleotides long. RefSeq lists its product as uncharacterized. Bases 53 to 1375 code for a protein of 440 amino acids. NCBI's taxonomy places the organism in Eukaryota, Viridiplantae, Streptophyta, Magnoliopsida, Asterales, Asteraceae. Gene Ontology annotation, biological process: regulation of DNA-templated transcription. Gene Ontology annotation, molecular function: zinc ion binding; DNA binding. The transcript has 5 exons. The record is from RefSeq and is a predicted model, not a curated record.